CGCAAGAAUGGCACAAUUACACAGAAGACAAACACUUUGAGUGGCGUGGCUGCGAGUGGACACUCAGACCAUCCUUACCAUCCAUGGUCAUGUGAUAACGAAGAACCACAGGAUCGGCGUGACCCACUCGGACCACCGGACAUGGUACUUACAUAUAAAGGAACUAAGACAGUCGGACCGCGGAUGGUACAUGUGCCAGAUCAACACGGACCCUAUGAAGAGCCAAGUCGGCUUCCUGGAUGUCGUCGUUCCUCCUGAUAUUUUGGAUUCGGGCACGAGCACGGAUAUGGUCGUGAGGGAAGGGAGCAACGUCAGCUUCAGGUGUGCCGCCUCCGGAUCGCCCGCCCCCAGCAUCGUUUGGAGGAGAGAGGGCGGAGAACCGAUCCCACUUCCCAGUGGUCAAGAAGCGACAACUGUGGAAGGGCCGAUAUUGAACAUCUCCAGGGUGAAUCGUCUGCACAUGGGCGCUUAUUUGUGCAUAGCGUCCAAUGGUGUUCCUCCGAGCGUCAGUAAAAGGAUUAUGCUUAUCGUCCACUUUCCACCGAUGGUUUGGAUCCAAAAUCAGCUGGUUGGAGCGAUGGAAGGAGAAAAAAUGACUUUGGAAUGCCACUCAGAGGCUUACCCCAAGUCGAUAAACUACUGGACGGGGGAAAAAGGAGAAAUCAUUGCAAAUGGGGCGAAAUACGAACCAGUGCUUUUAGAGAGUGCUUACAAAGUCCACAUGAAGCUUACCAUCCACUCUGUCGGGCCGUCGGACUAUGGAUCGUUCAAGUGUGUAUCGAAAAAUUCGCUGGGCGAUACUGAUGGAACCAUAAAACUCUAUCCUGUUCCGAGGCCGGAAUCGCACAGGCCCAAGCAUAAAGAUAAAAACCGAAAGAAAUACGGCCCAAACGAAAUCGACCCGGGAAUGUCAGCAAAACAGAGAGAAUUGAAGCCCGGAGUUUACGAGGACUUCGACGAUGAGGACAAUUCAGGCUCGGAGGAAUGUCCGGUCCUUAUCACGCUGCUAAUCGCCAUUUCCUUCCAGCUCUUCCGUUAAAAACACAAGCCCGGCGGUUUUAAAAUCGAGAAGGAUGUAAAAACCGUUAUUUUUUAAAGGGCGGUUUCUCUGGCAGAGGGGUUCGCCGUUUUGGCGCCGGUGUGUCAGUAAAAGGUCAUUUUCGAUUUUAAAUGGGGCGACGACUUUAAAGAUUUAGGGUGAUUUCAAUAUAAUUUAGAUAUAUUAAAGACUGUCGACGUGGGCGAUUCUCAUGUGAUUUUCCAUGGGGAUGGUGAAAUGGAGAUCCUACCUAAAUUAAAAAUUACGUGGUGAACAUCUUAUAAAGCUAUUUCAUGUAAAUAUAGUUUUAUAUGUGGGUGUAAUUAAAUUAUUAUUAGGUACAAAUAUUUCUCGCUAAAUUGAUUUGUGAUUUCCAUUAAAGAAAGAUGACCGUUUUCUGCUAUUCCAAAUGUAUUGAGAUACAAUAGUGUUUAUUAUUUGCCAAGAGUAUUCUACAUCAUCAGAGUUUUAUAUGUUACCCAAUACUACUGAACUAAAACGAACGAAAAUUUUUAUCUACUUUCUACUUAAUAAAACGAUUUCUAGCGAAUCCUUAUCAUACAAAAAACGUGUGUGCAGACAAAUAUUUAUUAAAAGUAAAAAAUAUCCCAUUUCCGUUUUACUUCAUGUUAAUUCGCGUUAGGCUACAGUACAUUAAUACUUUUAAAAAAUACACUUAUUAUUGUUAUUUCUCCAAUAUUGUAUUUCAAAGGCUCGAAUAUUGGUUUCAGUCGAAAUUUAUAUUACUUAUUUUAUAAUUACUUACAUGAGAAAAUAGAUACCUGACAGUUUAAAUUGUAUUGUAUUUCCUUUGAAAAUGUUAUCGCGAUAUAAUUGACAAGGCAAUGUAAAAAAAUAUAAAACACGUAGUUCCUUUGCAUUCGAAAAAUAUAUCCACUUCACCAAACUUUAAUAUUUUAUUACCAGCAACAACAAGUACAAUUUCCGGAUAAUGGGGAUGUAUUCUUAGAAACAUUGAGGAAGGAACUGAGUCUGUAUCUUAUUUUACAAAUUGGUCUUAUUUCUGAUAUUCUACUACAAAAUUAAAAAGAUUAGUUAAUAUUACUUUUUAAAGACACUUUAGAUUUUAAACUUUAGACAAUAAAUACAUUUAUUUCUUAUAAAACUUAUUCCUGUUACACAACAUUAUUAAAUAAAGAUACAAGAAAAUUUUAUAUUGACGUUUAUUUACUCUACUAUUUCGGAAAAGAGUUUCCUUGCUUUAAUGGUCGUCAAAAUUUAAAAACAUGUUUAGUCCGUAAUCGCUCAAUAUUUUCUUUUUUCAAUUCAUUUUGUAACACAAGUAUUGUUUUAAAGUAGACAAAAGUACGUUUUCCUGUAAAUAAAGUUUAAAAAUUAAUUUAAAAUUUAUUCUAGAAUGAUUUCUCCUUAUUUACAUGUCGAAAAAAAACGGGCUUUAUUACACAUAAAAGAAUCAUUAUCUAGAAUAACUUAUCAUGGGUUUUUGUGGGUUGUCGAGACAAUACAAUCAGAAAUGAUCUUUAACGACAUUGUGGCUCGUGCCAUUUCCAACCCCGACCAAAAUUGUAUUUAUCUUAAGAAAUGUUUAUUUAUUAUCCAUAUUAUAAGCUUUAAAUCGGAAAUGAUUUUCAUUUUGCGAUUUCGAACGCAAUAAUAUUUUAUUACAUAUUAGUUGUGUUUGCUACGAUCUGUAGCUUGAACUAGUCAGAGUGUCAGUCCAAAUGAUUUUCUGAUAUAUUUUGCUAUAUCGUAAUUAUUAUAUAUUUAUUGUGUAAUAUUAAGAUUAAUAUAAGUGUUAAGGCCGCACAAGCGUGCAUGUAAUUAAUGUAGUGUAAGUUAAGUAAAAUAAACAUUGUCGAGCCUUAGAAAAUGGAUAUUUUUAUUUAUUUGUGUUUAAGAGUUUUCCUUAUUUAGGCAAACAUUUACAUGUGUCUUGUUCUUAUAUUUAUUUUUUCUUAUAUAUUAAAACAACAAGUGAUAGUUCAUUAAAGUAAUUUCAAUAACUUAUUGUAAGAAACACAAUGUAUAUAUUUAUAACCGAUGUUUUUAAUUUAUAAGAAAUUAUAUAGUAUUGCAAUAAUAAAAUUUUAAAUCCCAUUUUUCUUCUAUGGGGCUGUAUGGGAUAAUUAUUCUAAAUAGCUAAUUAUUGAUCAUAUAUAUGUGUUCCUACUCAUGUUAAAUAAAGGCUCGGAUAUUCCCAAUGCUUGAUUGUAUUUGAAAUCCUCUUGUACUCUAGACUGUGACGACACCCGGAUGCAAGUAAACUUUUGUAAAUAAA
Molecule: messenger RNA, 3299 nt
Organism: Cimex lectularius (bed bug)
Lineage: Eukaryota; Metazoa; Arthropoda; Insecta; Hemiptera; Cimicidae
Product: lachesin-like
Exons: 9
Coding region: 191-1039 (282 amino acids)
Cellular component (GO): neuron projection
Source: RefSeq, a predicted model, not a curated record